Wyeomyia smithii (pitcher-plant mosquito) is the source of this 13223-nucleotide messenger RNA. It is a transcript of the gene Dnah3, whose product is annotated as dynein axonemal heavy chain 3. Lineage: Eukaryota; Metazoa; Arthropoda; Insecta; Diptera; Culicidae. The transcript is spliced from 17 exons. The coding region runs from base 90 to 13025 and encodes 4311 amino acids. Gene Ontology annotation, biological process: microtubule-based movement. Gene Ontology annotation, cellular component: dynein complex. The record is from RefSeq and is a predicted model, not a curated record. Gene Ontology annotation, molecular function: ATP binding; dynein light intermediate chain binding; minus-end-directed microtubule motor activity.
UGCUUAUAGUUUUCAUUGUAUAAUCAAAAGACUUACAAUAUACAUUAGUUUUUCUUUACCAAAUUUACUAAAAACUUACAAAAAUAAUUAUGAGAAAAGCCAGAAGAGUGAAACAGAAAGCCAAAAGGAACAUCGAAGAUGUACCGUUUUACAAGUUUGUAUACCGGAGAGACGAACUGCCGCUAGAUCCAGCCAGGAGCUUCAUAGAGGAACAAAUUGCGAAAAUCAACGUCAUAAAGCCACCGUGCUUCAGCAAAGACUACAGCCUGCACCGUUAUCCUAGAGGAGAUGGUCGAAAAUUCCACGAUUUACUUCUGCCGGAAAAACUCUCCUCCACCGAGAGUCCAGAAUACCCUCUGAGCGGAUCCUCUUCUUCCGGCUCUCCACUGCAGAAACAACUACCGGAUGUUACCGAACAGCUCAUCCGACUGUACAAACACCUACGGUUAAAGAUAUUCCAUGAUCUAGCGCUAACUAAGCCACUCCUGAUGGGUAACGAGUUUUUUCGACGCUACGGAAGGUCCGGUCAAAAUGGCCGCCGCAAACUGCCCGCCAUUCGGCGCCAGAAGCGCUCGAAAAAGUUCCACUUUGACGAGUUUGCCUACCGUACGCCGGAGGAGAAUGACGAAGCGCUGCUGCGCAUCCAGCGCCAUCUGGAUCGAAUGAUUGCCAAAAGCAUCCGGGAGGCGGAGAAACGCCGCCAACAGAAGGAGGAGCAGGCACGAAAAGCGCAGGUGUGUGCUUCAACAACUAAAGGAAAAAAUGUGUAUUCAGUUAAAAUUAAACGUAAACGGCUGAGUAACGAGCAAUACAUCAAGAAACUGAAGUUGGACGAGAGUCUCAAGCUCAAGUAUCUGCAGGCCCUGCUGCCAGAGCAUCCGGACGACCAGAAGCGUAAAAUCCUGGACAAAUUCGAUAAAUGCUACCGCACAGCCUUCGAAGGUUUCGAUGAGGACAUGCGCCAGCGAACCCUUAGCCUCCUGGACGAACUAUCGGUGGAGAAAAUCGAACACUAUCCCUCGCAUCUGAUCAAAAAAAUCCUUCCUCGGAUCGAUGACCGCAUAUGCUAUCUCAGUGCGGCACACAAGUUUAUCCUGGAGGAAGAAAAGCUGUGGCCCAAUGUUCAUCCCGAGGUGAUGCUGUUGGAUUAUCUGUUCGACCCGGAACAUAAUGUUCGUCGUGAACAAGCCGUUUAUCUGACCAUUCUGCUGAUGGAUUUACAAGAGGACUACAGAUACCACGUGAAACGUUCAUUUCUGCGCUAUAUCCUGCGUUCCGAGGAGGAACGUAAUCGAUUGCAACUAAUCGUAGAGCCACCUGAAUUUCCCGUAGCAACCUUGAUCGCACCGGUUCCCUGGAAGUGUUCAAUUCAAGUGGCCAAGAAUCGACUGGAAGAAGUACUAAUGAACAAUCAUCCGGUACUGCAAGCCAUUAACCUGCUCUGGCAUAAAUUGUACGGUAACUUGUUGGUCGUAGACACAGCUAAGUUCUACAAUACGGAUAUCCCGAUGCAUGCGGAUAAAAUAACGGAAACAAUACAUGAAAGUUGCCGAAUUACACGGGAUAUAUUGGUGAACGAUUGGAUGCCCCGUGUAGCCGAUCUGGUGGAUGUUAUGCGUAAGUACUGGAAGGAUCUGGUACCGCGGAACUCCAUACAUGGCGGCCGAGGGACGAUUUUUUUCAACUGCAUCCACGCGCUCACAUCGAACCAUCUACAGGGACUAAUCAAGAAGAGUUUGGAUCACCUUGUUGAUGCUUUAGAGGUUUAUCGCGGUGGAGACGCUCCAGGGCAGAUGUCCAAGCUGAAGAGGAAGCCUUUUAUGACACUGAAUGUAUCUGUUGUUGGAAAACCGGACACUGAAAUAGAGAAAAAUACUGAGAAGAGUGAUCUAUCACUGUACGAAGCGGAUGAUGAUGACCCUAGCAUAUUAACAUCGGAAUCUUCCGAUAGCCCAUUAACAACAACGGCUGAUGAGCGAAGAACUUCAUUCAUAAUGAAAAGCAGUGGCAAAAUUAUAAUCUACCCCUAUAUGGAGGAGCUGCCUGAUCUGUUCAAAAGUUAUUUCGUCAAAAUUCUGAAGGUAGGCUAUAAAAUUCCCAGGUUGGAAUAUUAUUUGACCCAGGAUAAGAAACUCUUGGGUUAUUUGCACUACAUCCGUGACGAUAAUGCGGACAUGGAGAAACUGUACGAACGAGUGAAAGUCAUCGUUUUGGCGAACCAAACUGGACCAACCACGUACUUGUAUCCAAUGUACGAGUAUUAUUUUCCCGUGUUAGCCAACAAAAUGAAAGCUAUAACCGAGAGUAUCUUCUCACAACGUGAGCUACCGUCACUGGAAAUAUUUAAAGACCUCGUAGAUAAGUUCACCGAAUUGCUGCAUGGAAUUUACUUUCUUCGGGAUUUCAUUCCACUGAACCUUUUUAUGUUGGAUAACAGUCGACUCAACCGUGUUCUCGAGAACUUGGUUAAAGAAUUGAAAGCGUUCGUAAUAAAUUACUUCAUCACUCUCAACCAAGUUGAAAACCGUCGCAUCUGCGACGAGUUCGAAGACAUGUCCCUGCAUGCCGGUGAACGACCGAAAGAAACUCCGGAAGUGGUCGCACUCCAAAAUUAUCUAACGCAGUGCCGCGAAGAGCGAAUGUACCAGCUGAAGACCGAGAUCAAGCAAGUUGCGCAGCGUGUUCUCUUCCUCCUGACCUACGCCAUACUCGACAGUAAUAUGCGAAAUUACGAAUUGGUUCGAGAGCGUUACACCCUUCUGAUGUUGGGCUUUAUUUUUCCAGCCGAAGAUAUCAAUCUGAACUCGCGUCUCUUUCUGUGGCCUCAGGAGCUGGAGAAAGUGCUUGAUCUGAGCGGUGCCCGGCUUUCGGUGGUACGUGACAAUCUGGAAACGGCACUCCGCGAACGACGGGUCCAAUUCGAAAGCUAUCUGAAUACCGAGAAGAAAAAAAUGGACCACUUCCGGACACGCGAGAUCCGCGAAAUGCUCUCGCUGGAUGAUUUGCGGGAAAAGGUCGCCACCGUCGAUGGCUUGAUGUUGAUCCUGGAGAAAUGUAGUAAAGAAGCGAGAGAAAUUAAUCAGGACGAGAAUUUGCUGCAAAUAGACCUCUCGUUCUUCCCAGCGUUGACCGAAAUGAUUGACAGAAUGGCACCUAUCGAGAAGCUGUGGCAUACGGCGUAUAAGUUUGAUUCCUGUCAUGAAGUGUGGUACUUCGGACCGUUCAAAGAGCUGGACGCCACCGUGAUCACAACCGCGGUUGAAGAUAUGUUCCACUCGGUCACGGUGCUGCUCAAAGAACUGGCAGGCAGCCCUCAGGCAAAACGUGUGGCUGAACAGAUUCGUAUGAAGAUCGACAAGUUCAAAAUCUACUUGCCGGUGAUGGAAGCAAUCUGCAGACAAGGCCUCGGCGAGCGUCACUGGGCGCAGAUAUCAGAAGAGCUUGGCCAGCAAGUCAAUCCAGACGUGCAAAACUCGCUUGGACUGAUGGUUGAUAUUGACAUCAUGAAAAUCCAAAAUCGGUUAGAGGAAAUUUCCAACGCCGCCGGGAAAGAGUACGAGCUAAAUAUACAGCUGGUGAACAUGCAGGAGGAAUGGGUUGAUGUGAAGUUUGUGUGCGUCCAGUAUCGCGAUUCAGAUAUAUCGAUCUUAUCGUCAGUGGAUGAUAUUCAAACACUGCUGGACGAUCACAUCUUGAAAGCCCAAGCCAUGCGAGGUUCGCCGUAUAUCGCUGCGCUCGGCAGCAAGGCCACAAACUGGGAAGACAAGCUAAUUUCUAUGCAGGAUAUCAUCGAUACUUGGCUAGAGGUUCAAGCUACCUGGAUGUAUCUCGAGCCUAUUUUCAGCUCGGAAGAUAUUAUGCGACAGAUGCCUACCGAGGGCCGCCAUUUCAAGUCUGUGGACAAAUUAUUCCGCAAAAUUAUGCGUCACACGAUCGCUGAUCCACACGUUAUUCAAGCCACCGACUUUCCGGAUUUGUUGAAUGUGCUCCGAACUGCCUUCAAGGAUUUGGAAGACAUUCAGCGGGGGCUGAAUCUGUACCUGGAGAAGAAGCGUUUGUUCUUUGCGCGCUUCUUCUUCCUCUCGAACGACGAGCUGCUGGAGAUUCUAUCCGAAACGAAGGAUCCCAUGCGAGUGCAGCCACACAUGAAGAAAUGCUUCGAGGGUAUUUACUCGCUGCAGUUUGAUCAGCAGAUGGAGAUUACGGCGUUCACCUCCUCCGAGGAUGAGCAGAUUCCUUGCACUAGAAAAAUCAAUCCGGCGCUAGCAAAUGGUUUAGUCGAGCGCUGGCUCAAAGAAGUCGAGGUUGUCAUGUUGGAGAGUGUGAAAGAGCAAAUUUGGCAGUCGUACGACUCGUAUUUCAAGGAUCCCCGCAAAAUGUGGGUUUUGAACUGGCCAGGACAAGUUGUUCAAGUCGUUUCUAGUCUAAAAUGGACCGAAGAGGCGGAGGAAGCGAUCAAAGAGAAUAAGCUGGAAGAAUACUCGAAACAAUGUACGUCACAAAUCGGUGAAUUAGUAGAUCUAGUGAGAGGCAAUCUGACGGCUGGGGCAACCAUCACAAUAGAGGCGUUGAUAGUCGUGGAUGUUCAUGCUCGCGAUAUAAUCGACCUACUGAUUGGAAAGAAUAUAACUGACACUGGGGACUUCAAUUGGUUUUCUCAGCUGCGAUACUACUGGAGGAUUGACGAUGACGACAAGCAAAGCUAUGUGGCUUGCAGUAUGGUUACAACAGAUCUUAAAUAUGGUAUGGAAUACCUUGGGAAUACGGGCCGCUUGGUUACAACUCCGUUGACGGAUCGCUGCUUCCGAACCCUGAUGGGUGCGUUCAAGCUGAACCUCGGAGGAGCACCUGAAGGUCCAGCUGGUACUGGUAAAACUGAGACAUGCAAGGAUUUGGCGAAAGCCGUAGCAAAGAAAUGCGUAGUGUUCAACUGUUCCGACGGGUUGGACUAUAAAGCAUUGGGAAAGUUCUUCAAAGGUUUGGCACAAUCUGGCUCAUGGGCGUGCUUCGACGAGUUCAACCGUAUCGAACUGGAAGUUCUGUCGGUCGUGGCUCAACAGAUUCUGACAAUUCAACGCGCCAUUGCUGGGAAGGUAGUAAAAUUUGUCUUCGAAGAGACGUCACUUAAACUGGAUCCAACGUGUAACAUUUUCAUCACUAUGAAUCCCGGUUAUGCCGGUCGAACGGAGCUGCCGGAUAAUCUGAAGGUGCUGUUCAGAACUGUAGCCAUGAUGGUCCCAGACUAUGCCAUGAUUGGAGAAAUAACGCUUUAUUCCAACGGCUUCGACGAAGCUCGCAUUCUGGCCCAGAAAAUUGUCCAUACCUACAAGCUGUGCUCGGAACAGCUAUCAUCGCAGCCGCAUUAUGACUAUGGUAUGAGAGCCGUGAAAUCGGUACUCACAGCGGCCGGAGCUCUGCGGCGCUCGCAACCUCAGCUCUCGGAAGCGCAGAUCGUGCUGCGAGCGAUUAUUGAUGUGAAUCUUCCGAAAUUUCUACAGCAAGAUAUUCCGUUGUUUGAAGGUAUUUAUAAGGAUCUGUUUCCUGGAGUGGAUCUACCGCCGCCAGCCCGUGAAGAUAUCGUGCGCUUGCUGCUGAUAGAACUGGUUAAACGAAAGCUUCAACCGACUCCGUGGUUCAUCGAGAAGGUAAUGCAGAUAUACGAAAUGCUUCUGGUUCGUCAUGGUCUUAUGAUCGUGGGAGAUUCGAUGGGAGGCAAGACUACGGCCUAUCAAAUGCUGGCCGAAUCUUUGAAAGAACUGCGCAAGGAAAAGGGUCACGGGUGCGAAGAACAGGGUGUUAGUUUUAGGAUAAUAAAUCCGAAAGCCAUUUCGAUGGGACAACUGUAUGGUAGCUUUGAUCCGGCCUCCCACGAAUGGUCCGACGGUGUGUUGGCCAACACUUUCCGAGAGAUGGUUUACACCCACAGCUUGGAACGGCAGUGGAUCAUUUUCGAUGGUCCAGUGGAUGCCGUUUGGAUUGAGAAUUUAAACACCGUAUUGGAUGACAACCGAAAGCUAUGUCUGAUGUCCGGUGAGAUCAUUCAGAUGACAAAGCUAAUGAACUUGAUGUUUGAGCCGGCGGACCUUGAUCAAGCAUCGCCAGCUACGGUGUCACGUUGCGGAAUGAUCUACAUGGAACCAUCGCAGCUUGGAUGGAUGGCACUGCACAAGUCAUACUUGCUAUACCUUGAGGAAAUAGGAGUCAGUGAAAUAAACAUCGGUUUAUUCGAGCAGUUAGCCGAAUGGCUCAUCCCGCCAGCAUUAAACUGGUUGAAAAGCGUGGACACUGUUUUGAACAUGUCCGAGAUGCACCACUAUUCUAUGCUUUCCCAAUUUUUCUCUAUAUUUAUAUCGCGAACAUCAACCUACAACCAAGUUUGGUUCCAGCAGAUAUUCCUGUUCUGCUAUGCGUGGGCCUAUUUUUCGAUCGUGACAGUUGAAGGACGUAAAACAAUCGACUCUCUGUUGCGCAAAAUUCUAUACGGAGCCAACGAAGAGCACCCGAAGCCGAAGCACUUCUCCCUCAACCGGGGACAAAUGUAUCCGGAGAAAAUGAACUUCCUCGACUAUCGCUUCGACGAGCAAGAAACAUGGUGGCCCUGGCUGAAAUCGGAGGAACUAGUCCUACCGGAAAGUUGUGCUGUUUCCGAAUUAAUGAUUCCAACUAAAGAAACCGGUUACAUCCUCUACUGGACGGAGAUGUGCCUUUCCGCUGGUAUGCCCAUUCUACUGGUUGGCCCAACGGGAACGGGGAAAAGUGCCACAAUCGCCAGCUACAUUCGGGAUCUCUCGAAGGCCAAAUUCAUAUCUAACAUCAUCAACUGCUCGGCACGCAGCACGGCCCAACAAAUGCAGGACACCAUCAUGUCCAAACUGGACCGCAGGAGAAAAGGAGUUUUCGGACCUCCCGUCGGCAAGCAGUGCGUUAACUUCAUCGACGACGUAGCCAUGCCCGCGAAGGACGAAUACGGAUCGCAACCCCCGUUGGAGCUUAUAAGACAAUGGUUGGAUCAUAAACUUUGGUCCGAUCUGCGGGAUACCUCCAAGAUAGAACUAAUCGAUCUACUGUUUGUCGGAGCAAUGGGCCUACUGGGGGGUAGCAACUACAUACCCCAGCGUUUGUACCGGCACACAUUUAUCGUAUCCGUGGACUCGUUCGAAGAUUCCACUUUGCUCAGAAUUUUCUCCUCCAUCGGAGAGUGGCACUUCUCGAAGGGCUACCCCGACACCGUUUCUCGUUUGUGCAAAAAUCUUAGCCAAGCGGUCAUUUCUGUGUAUCGCGGAGCAAUCGCAAACUUCUUACCAACACCGGCAAAGUCCCACUAUCUAUUUUCAUUGAGAGAUGUUACUAGAAUAUAUCAGGGAAUCGUUCUGGUACCCGCUAAGCGACUUCCGGACCCCGAAAAGCUGGUUCGGUUAUGGGCCCACGAGACAUACCGUGUAUUCUACGAUCGGUUAAUCGAUGAGACUGACAAACAAACAAUGCUGCGUUUGGUCGACGAUGCAGCCAACACUCAGCUACGCAUGAAGCUGGAGAUCGCUUUCGGCGAUCGCCUGGAGAGUGGCCAACGGGUUAACGACAAACACAUGCGUGAUCUUCUGUUUGGUAAUUACAUGGAGCCGGAUGCGGUCCAGCGAGUCUAUGAUGAGGUUGACAAUUGGACGAAAUUGGAGAAAAAUAUGAACUUCUACCUAAGCGAGUACAAUACACACUCGAAGUCACCGAUGAAUUUGGUCCUGUUCCGGUUUGCUAUUGAGCAUAUAUCGCGAAUUUCGAGAGUUCUGCAGAUGCCACGUGGCCAUGUGCUACUGGUAGGACUUGGUGGUGCUGGGAGACGCAGUUCGGUCAAACUUGCCGCAAACAUGGCCGAUGCAGUUGUGUUUCAGGUAGAAGUCACAAGAAGUUAUUCCAUGAACGAAUGGCGAGAGGAUAUGAAAAAGCUGCUUAUGAACGCCGGUAACGAAGGAAAAUCAACCGUAUUUUUGUUCAAUGAUUCGCAAGCCAAGGAGGAAGCUUUUGUUGAGGACAUCAAUGCCUUGCUGAAUACAGCGGACAUUCCAAAUCUAUUUCAAUCCGACGAAAAAGCCGUCAUCCUGGAGCAGAUGCAACUAAUAGCAAGACAAACUAACAAACCCAUCGAUUCGACAGCUUUGUCACUGUAUAAUUUCUUCGUUGAAAGAGUACGCGAAAAUUUGCACAUUGCCCUGGCCUUUUCCCCAAUUGGAGAUUCGUUCAAAAAACGAGUUCGAAUCUACCCAUCCCUGAUAAACUGUUGUACGAUCGAUUGGUUCUCCGGUUGGCCGGAUGAUGCUCUUCAGAAAGUGGCCGAGAACUUUAUCCGCUCCAUGGAAAUCGAUCAGGAAGCACCACCAACUGAACCUUCUGCAACAUCGUUACAACAGCCAGAAGAUGACCAAGAAAAGCUGAAAACAAGAAAGCUCAACCGUUUUGAAAGAAAACUAGUCGAAUUGGUAAUGUCGUUCAACCGUGGUGUUGUGGAGAAUUCCGAACGGUUCUUCUUGGAGCAAGGGCGAAGAAACUAUGUCACUCCUACGUCCUACUUGGAAAUGUUACGAUCAUUUAACACACUCUACCGCAACAAGUACUCGGAGAUUAUCUCCCAGCGUGAUCGGUACACCGUUGGACUGGAGAAGCUAGAAUUUGCCGCCGGGCAAGUGUCGGUGAUGCAGGAUCAGCUGAAAGAUCUUCAACCCCAGCUUAAAAACACUUCGGAUGAAACCGAAAAAAUCAUGAUUAACAUCGAACGUGAAACGGCCGAAGCCGAGAAGAAGAAGGAAAUCGUUGGAGCGGAUGAAACGGCGGCAAACGAAGCAGCUGCGUCCGCUCAGGCGAUCAAAGAUGACUGCGAAAGCGAUCUACAGGAAGCGGUUCCAGCACUGGAGGCAGCACUCAUGGCGCUGGAUACGCUCAAACCGGCCGACAUAACCGUUGUCAAAUCGAUGAAGAAUCCACCGUCCGGGGUGAAGCUGGUGUUGGAAGCGGUUUGUGUUAUCAAGGGCAUUAAGCCCGAUCGCAAGACGGAUCCAACUGGCAAAGUACUGGAAGAUUAUUGGGGACCGUCGCAGAAAAUGCUGGGUGAUCUGAAGUUUUUGGACAGCCUUAAAACAUUCGACAAAGACAACAUUCCUAUUUCGGUUAUGAAGAAAAUUCGCGAAGUCUACAUUGCCGACCGCGAGUUCGUGCCGGAGAAGAUCAAGAACAUCUCGAUGGCCUGUGAGGGUCUCUGCCGAUGGGUACGCGCGAUGGAGAUCUACGAUCGGGUGGCUAAAAUUGUCGCCCCGAAAAAGGUUGCCCUGGCCGGAGCCGAAGCGGAGCUCGCGAUGCAGAUGGAGAAGCUCAACGCCAAACGGGCCGAGCUGCAGGAAAUCUUGGACAAACUGCAGAAACUGAAUGAUUUCUUCGCCGAAAAAUCCCGAGAGAAAAAACGAUUGGAGGAUGAGAUCGACAGCUGCGAGAAGAAACUGGUUCGCGCUGAACAGCUUAUCGGUGGCUUGGGAGGCGAAAAGAAACGCUGGUCACAGUGCGCGCAAAGUUUACACCAAUCGCUGGAGAACGUUAUCGGAGACGUUCUGGUGGCGGCUGGAUGUAUCGCCUAUUUGGGAUGCUUUUCAACGGAGUUCAGAAGCCGUAUUGUGAGCGAAUGGAAUCGACUUACCUUACAGAAGGAGAUCCCGUGCUCGGAAAAAUUCUCACUAAUCUCGACUCUGGGUAAUGCGUUGGAAAUACGAAACUGGUCCAACUGGGGUCUGCCGACAGACGAAUUCUCUGUGGAAAAUGGCAUAAUAGUUAAGCAAGCUCGCCGUUGGCCGCUCAUGAUUGACCCCGAGGGGCAAGCCAACAAGUGGGUGAAAAAUAUGGAGAAGCAAAAUAAUCUAAAAAUCAUACAACAGUUGGAUCCUAACUACAUGAGGGUGGUAGAAAAUGCUUUGAAUAAUGGAUAUCCAGUUUUAUUGCAAAAUGUUGGAGAAACAAUAGACUCAGUAUUGAAUCCCAUUCUAGAGAAAAAUGUGCUGCGGCAAAGAGGUGCAAAUAUGAUCAAAUUCGGAGAUGGUUUAGUCGAGUACAAUGAGAACUUCCGAUUCUACAUUACUACUAGCCUCAGGAACCCGCAUUAUCUGCCGGAAACGGCAGUAAUGGUUACCCUAAUGAACUUCAUGAUCACAGAACAAGGCUUACGCUCACAGUUACUAGGCACCGUAAUCAUCCAAGAGCGUCCUGAUCUCCAGGAAAAGAAAGAGUCCCUCAUCAUCGAAUCCGCUCAGAACCAGGAAGCUCUGUACAAUGCUGAAGCAAAGAUCUUGCAGGUCCUUUCCUCGUCCGAAGGGAACAUCCUAGAUGACGAGAAUGCGAUCAACAUACUUACCUCCAGCAAGCAACUUUCUGAGGAGAUCCAGGCUAAACAGCUCGUUGCGGUCGCUACUGAAGCGGAAAUCGAUGCUGCUAGGCAACUCUACAUUCCGGUAGCGCGUCACUCAGCGGUUCUUUUCUUCUGCACAACCGAAUUGGCCAACAUUGAUCCGAUGUACCAGUUCAACCUCACCUGGUUUUUGAACAUCUUUGUACAAACAAUUCUCAAAACUCCCAAAUCGGACAGCUUGGACGAACGUUUACAGCUGUUGAUGGAUUACUUCACCACAGCUAUCUAUACCAACGUUUGUCGAUCCCUGUUCGAGAGAGAUAAGCUUAUGUUUUCCUUCGUUCUUUGCUCGGGAAUACUACGCGAAGAGGGCAAGAUAGACGAUCAGGAGUUGUCGUUCCUGCUCACCGGAGGACUUGCCCUUGAUAAUCCUUAUCCUAACCCAGCCCCGGAAUGGCUCUCCGAUAAAGCCUGGACCGAUCUUGUUCGUGCCUGCUCACUGGACUCUCUAUCGCAACUACGCGUCACGUUCCAGGAAAAUUUGGACCAAUGGAAAAAUUACUACGAUUCGAGUACGCCAGAGGAAAUCUCGCUUCCAGCACCAUACCACGAAAACGAUGGUUUAGUGAAAAUCAUUAUACUGAAAUGCUUACGCCCGGAUAAGGUCGUUCCAGCGUUGCAAAAGUUCAUCAUACAAAAGAUUGGCCAAUCCUACAUCGAACCUCCCCAGUUCAACCUACGAACGUCCUAUGAAGACAGCUCCCCUAGAAUACCGCUCAUAUUUAUGCUUUCUCCGGGAUCCGACCCAAUGGACAGUUUGUUGGCAUUUGCAAAUGAAAAAUACAUGGGAGACGACAGCCGGAUCAUUUCGCUUGGUCAAGGGCAAGGUCCGAAGGCUACCAAGACUAUACUGGAUGCCAUCAAGCUGGGUCAAUGGGUAAUUCUGCAGAACUGUCAUGUCGCCGAAUCCUACAUGGAUGAACUGGAGAAGUUGGUAAUGGAUGCCAGCUUGUACGAACAUGUUCACCCGAAAUAUCGAUUGUGGUGUACCUCCUAUCCCAGCAAGAAAUUCCCGGUAUCAAUUCUACAAAACAGUGUCAAAAUGACCAAUGAAGCACCGAAAGGGUUGAAAUUGAACAUGAUGAGAGCGUACACGUCCGAACCACUACAUAAUGAGUCCUUUCUGGAUGAGGCAUUCCACGGAAACGAGGUCACUACGCGGGUGUGGAUAAGGGGAGUUUUCUCCCUAGUAUACUUCCAUGCGGUUGUACAAGAACGCUGUAAGUUUGGUCCGCUCGGCUGGAACAUACCGUACGAGUUCAACGAAUCUGAUCUGAAGAUUUCACUGAUGCAGCUGAAGCUGUUCCUGCAUCAGUACUCGUAUAUACCGUUCGAAGGGCACAUCUAUCUGACGGGUGAGUGCAACUACGGUGGACGCGUAACGGAUGACAAAGAUCGGCGCCUUUUGAUGGCACUGUUGAACCGAAUUUACAAUCCGAAAACCGUGGAGCUGGACGACUAUCAGCUCUCCGAAUCCGGUACCUACCGGGUACCGGUGAAUCCCGUCAAGGCCGAAACCUUGGAGUACCUAUCGACAUUGCCACUGACCGCCCAUCCGGAGGUGUUUGGUCUUCACGAGAAUGCAGAUAUUACGAGAAAUAUAGAUGAAACCAUUUCGCUUCUCGACAGAGUGCUACUAACGCAGAUGCAACUUUUUGCUGGAAAAUCCUCUGGUGGCAAAGAUGAGCAGAAGAUUGAUCCAGUUCUGCAGAUUUGUAUGGAAAUUAUGAAAAAGAUCCCUGAACCAUUCGACGUGGAAGGCACUGCUGAGAAGUACCCGAUUCAAUACACGAAUUCGAUGAAUACAGUUCUGCGCCAAGAGUUAACGCGAUUCAACCGCUUGAUUGUUUAUAUAAAAGCUAGCCUAGUAGACGUUCAAAGAGCGAUUCAAGGUCAAAUCAGUAUGAUUCCUGAGCUGGAACGAGUUUACCGCUCUAUGAAGAUCGGCAAGGUCCCGCAGGCAUGGUUGGCCAAAAGUUAUCCCUCGCUUAAACCACUUGGUAGCUACAUUAACGAUUUCGUAUCUCGGUUGGCAUUCUUCCAACGUUGGAUUGACGACGGCGAACCAAAAGUUUAUUGGAUGAGUGGAUUCUACUUCACCCAGUCCUUCCUUACGGGUGUCAUGCAAAACCAUUCUCGGAAAAAUAAACUACGCAUCGACGAUCUGGUAAUGUCAUUCGAGGUAACGGAAUACGAACAGGAAGAUCGGGUACAGAAGCGAGCCGACAUCGGAACAUUCGUUAGGAAUCGUCGCGGUAAAAACGAGGAUUUCGUAACUUUUGAUGGUUUAUAUCUGGAAGGAGCCCGCUGGAACCGGGAGCUGAAGUAUCUGGACGAAUCACUGCCCCGAGUGCUGUACGAUAUGUUGCCCAUAGUUUCGAUGACCCCAACACCGAAGGAUCGCAAACCCGUUACCGGGCUCAACCGCUACGAGUGUCCCAUCUACAAGACCAGCGAACGACGAGGUGUCCUAUCGACCACCGGCCAUUCGACAAACUUUGUAAUGUUCCUCGAUUUGGACAGCCAACGGCAGCCGGAGCAUUGGAUUCUUCGCGGCACCGCUUGUCUGUGCCAGCUGGACGAUUGAUUCAGCGGCUUUUUCCUAGAACAGAUAUUUAAUCGCUAUUUUAUACACACCAUCACGUUUAGAUGAGUACCUUUCAUGCGAAUAUUUUUAAAAUAAUCGUUUUCACACACUAUAGAGUGAGUUUAGUGCCAGCAAAGAAAUAAAAUUUCCUGAGUGUCUUAGUUGCAGUGCAAAGCAAAUAUAUUUACAUCAUAUCAU